Ixodes scapularis (black-legged tick) is the source of this 2251-nucleotide messenger RNA. Its product is annotated as chitinase-3-like protein 1. Bases 1 to 1851 code for a protein of 616 amino acids. Lineage: Eukaryota; Metazoa; Arthropoda; Arachnida; Ixodida; Ixodidae. Gene Ontology annotation, biological process: chitin catabolic process; carbohydrate metabolic process. Gene Ontology annotation, cellular component: extracellular region. The transcript has 8 exons. The record is from RefSeq and is a predicted model, not a curated record. Gene Ontology annotation, molecular function: chitin binding; chitinase activity.
AUGCUGAUCAUGCUGGUUAUCGUGGCACCUGUGGCUCUGCUGCUCAUGGCCUCUUCAGCAGCGGCAACGCCUAUCAUGGGCUACGCCCUUGCUCCACGAUAUGCAAAGGGUGAGCAAGUUAACGAUGAACGUGUCUGCUCUAUCGCAGACUCUCACAACUACAAGGUCGUGUGCUACUACGGCUCGUGGGCGGUGUACCGUCCGGGAGACGGCAAGUACCCCGUGGAGAACAUCGACCCGCACCUCUGCACCCAUCUGGUGUACGGAUUCGCGGGCCUAGGCAGCGACCACAAGAUUCGCAGCCUGGACUCUUGGAACGACCUCGAGGACAACUACGGCAAAGGAGCUUUCAAGAGGUUCACAGCCCUGAAGAAGCAGAACCCGAAGUUGAAGACCUUGAUCGCCAUCGGCGGCUGGAAUGAAGGGUCGGUCAAGUACUCGGCCAUGGCCAUGGCCCGGUCGAGCCGCAAGAUCUUCGUGGACAGCGUGGUAGACUUCUGCAAGAAGUACGGCUUCGAUGGCCUCGACAUGGACUGGGAGUACCCGGGCUCCAGGGGAGGUGUCGAUGCCGACAAGGCCAACUUCGUCGAGCUGCUAAAGGAGCUGAGUCAAGAGUUCAAGCCGUACGGGCUACUGCUCACGGCAGCUGUGGCGGCAGGAAAACAUUUCAUGGACAAGGCGUACGACGUGCCUCAGGUGUCAAGGUACCUGGAUCUCAUUCACGUGAUGGCGUACGACUUCCACGGGGGUUGGGAGAAGAAGACGGGUCACCACGCUCCUCUGUACUCUCGACCCGAAGAGCCGGCAGACGAAUACAUCCUCAACCUGAACUUCUCGGUGAACUACUGGAUCUCCCAAGGAGCUGCUCGAGAGAAGAUGGUGUUGGGCAUGGGCCUGUACGGGCGGGCCUUUACGCUGCAGAGAGCAGAGGACCAUUACCCCGGAGCCCCGGCGCCGCAGCCGGGCACGGCUGGACCCUUCACUCGAGAACCGGGCUCUCUCGGAUACAACGAGAUCUGCGAGGCCUUCAAACGGCAGAGCUGGACCGUCGUGAAGGAUCCCUUCUACAUGGCACCCUACGCCUACUACGAUCGACAGUGGGUGGGCUACGAUGACAUGGAAAGCAUCGCUGCCAAGGUGGAGUUCGCCAAGGCCCUGGGGCUCGCCGGCGGCAUGGUCUGGUCCAUAGAAACGGACGACUUCCAGGGAACAUGUCACGGCAUCAAGUACCCCAUGCUAAGCACCAUCAACCAGGCGUUCGCCCUGGGCGGACCGGGAGUCAUCGCCACUCCACCGCCCAUGCCACCGACAGUUCCCACCACCGCGACGCCAGUGACCGAGAAGACCUGGUGGCCGCAGCCGGGCACCAAGGACCCCGUGACACCGUCGGAGGCACCCACGACCCAGAAGGUCUGGUGGCCACAGCCGACCACCAUCCGGGACACCAUGCCGCCUUCCAGAGAGACGCCCACGACCCAGAAGGUCUGGUGGCCCACUGUAACGCCCAAGGACGAGGGGACCUCGACAUUCACGCCGUCUGGGUGGACACCUCAGAGCACGCCGGAGAUCACCACUUCCGUUUGGGUUCCUUCGCCGGACCCCGGCACCGGUACCACGGCGUCCUCAGAGUUCAAGUGCACGCAGAGCGGUACCUUUAGGCAUCCCUCUAACUGCCAGAAGUUCUUCGACUGCGUUCACCAGAACGAGGGCGUCAUGGCGUUUGAGAAGAGCUGCGCUCCCGGAACAGUGUUCAACCCCGCCAACAACCUUUGUGUCUGGCCCGACGACGUUCCUGACUGCAAGGAUCACUACUUGACCCAGGAGAAGACGCGCUUCUUGCAUUUUUACUGAGGGUGGAGGAUGCUUUCGAAGGACUCUAAAUGCUGGCCAAUCACAGGUUAAGAAACUCGGGGCGUGACGAGUCUCAAGCGUCUUAUCAUCGCUCCGCAUCCAAUCAGAUGACGGCAUUAGCCGAUCAGAACUCUGGAGAGCCAAUCGCGAAGCGUCAUCAGACUAAGUCACGCCCUGUAUUGUCAGUGACUAUAUAGUUUAUAAUCUAUGGCAGUCCACGCUUUCGUGAAUUGUCUUCUUCCCCGGUCUUUACCCGUUCGAGUAUGCUAUUUAGUAGAUCGCGAAAUUCAGAAUGGUUAUCGAGAAAUCGGCAAGUGAAAAUGAUGCCAAAACCAAAAUUCAAAUAUAGCCGCGCUUUUCAGUGCGGUCACGUUAGUGGCGGGCAGGCUCGCCAGUCAAA